AUGCAAGUUGCCCUUACAUUUGAUACGCCUGGAGUCAUAGCCGUUGUCAUGACCGGUUGCCAUGUUUUGAAAUCGACUCCUCGAGUUCCGCUGCGGCUGAACUUCACCGCGGCGUCAGAGCUCCGAGCCUGCCAGCAACUACUUCCGAGGCUAACUCGGAACGUCAUGUCGAAACGUAAUCUGGCCUCACCCUCGACCCCAUCGAGGAAGAAGUCGAAAGGCAGCUCAGAUCAGCACAGCCUCCACAGGUACUUUGACGCAUCUGCCAAGAGGGAGUCCACUGCUAGCCCUUCCAAGAGCAAGGCGAAACAGAAGGCCCAUACUAUUCCGACCGCGGCUGGCGUCCAGCUCCAGAACGACCAUAUCGACAUCACUGCUGAUGACGCAUUAUAUGCAUGGAAGUUAGCAGAGAAGGACGGGCUUGACUUGGAUACGUUGCGCAAGCUCGAGAACGCCAACAGUCGAGGUGCCCAAGUCCCACGACCCGCAACGGUGGAAGUGAUAGAUGUCGAUCUUGAGGACGAGAUCACCCCGGCAGCCGCAACCUCUACAACUGAAAUUGCAGGACCGUCUACUCCCACUCUCCGUCCAGCUACUCGUUCUAUUCCCGGCAGUCCUUCAGUAUCGCCACAAGCAGCUCAGACUUACAGCGCCCUUCACGUGCAUCCAGCUCAUUAUGACCUGGAAUCUGGUACUUGGCCUACAGGCUCACCGGCGCCGUAUUCGUUUCUCGCCCAUACUUUGGCUACGGUAUCGGGUACACGGUCUCGGAUAACGAUCUUGAAUACACUGACGAACGCGUUGCGAACCAUUACGAUGCAUCAUCCACCUUCUCUCCUACCGGCGCUUUAUCUACUCUCCAAUUCGCUCUCACCCCCAUAUUCUCCGAUUGAAUUAGGAUUGGGGCCUUCCAUUGUCUCUAAAGCGAUUCAAAACAUAUCAGGUCUCACUUCUGCAGCAUUGAAACGCCUGUACACUUCAACUGGAGAUGCAGGUGACGUCGCCUUCGAGGCUAAGUCAAAUGUGCGCACCUUGAUUCCACAUCCGCCGCUCCUCAUUAUUGGCGUCUAUGGGUCGCUUCUCAAGAUUGCCCACGCAAAAGGACAAGGUGCCACGAAACAGAAACAGUCGAUAGUGGAGCAGCUCCUUGUUGCUGCGAAAGGGGAAGAAAUUCGGUUCCUAGUCCGAACCUUAUCCCAGAACCUGCGAGUGGGCGCUGUUAGGACGUCGAUAUUGACUGCACUAGCUCGUGCCAUGGUUUUGACUCCGCCGCCGGGUCUCUCUGUGCCUAUUCCUUCCGAUUCUCCUUUUUGUGUCUCACCUGAAAUCAUGCUACGCGCUAAAGCUACCACUACAAACGCGAAGAAGAAGCAUGGUGAUCGACCGGAAGACACCCUUAACGAGUUUUUUGACAAGGCGGAGGGUUUAGUGAAGAAAGUAUACGUUCAACAUCCCAAUUAUGAUCAUAUCGCUACUGCCCUCCUCGAGGCGGGCUUGGACGGUCUCGCGGUACGGUUACCGCUCACUGUAGGUAUCCCGCUACUGCCUACGCUGGGCUCGCCUACCCGUUCCCUGGACGAGAUUUAUAGUCGGUUGGAGCUUUUACCCUUCUCUGCGGAGUUCAAGUACGAUGGUCAGCGUGCCCAAAUCCAUGCCUCCAGGGAUGACAACUCACAAGUUUAUGUGAAACUUUUCUCCCGUCACUUGGAGGAUAUGACGGACAAGUAUCCAGACGUGGUAGCACUUGUCACAGACAUGUGCAAGUCUCGAGCGGGUUCUUUUAUCAUUGAUGCUGAAAUCGUCGCCAUUGACCCUAAUAGCGGUAGUCUGAAGUCAUUCCAAGACCUAGCAAACAGGGCACGCAAAGACGUGAAACUUGAUGACGUCAAGAUUUCGGUCUGCGUCUAUGCCUUCGAUAUCAUGUAUCUCGACGAGCAGAUUCUUUUGGAACGGCCAUUUCGAGAACGCAGAGCUCUCCUACGAUCUCGCUUCCCUCCUGUAAUACCCGAACAGAAGGGUGCUGCUCGGUUCGACCAUGUACAAAGCUGUGAGAGCGAGGAAGGCCGAGAAGCUAUCGAGGAGUUUUGGCAGACAGCAGUGAAUAGUUCCUGCGAGGGACUUAUGAUAAAACUCCUAGACAAUGGCGAAGUCCUUGAAGAUUCUGAAAAGGGAAAAUCAAGACGAAAGCCGUUGCCAGCUACAUAUGAGCCUGACAAACGAACAUCUGCGUGGCUCAAACUGAAGAAGGAUUAUGUCACCGGCCUGGGGGACAGCCUUGAUCUCGUUCCCAUUGGUGCAUGGCAUGGCAAUGGAAGGAAGGCGCAGUGGUGGAGUCCGGUCUUGCUCGCUGUAUGGGAGUCGGAAACGGGCAAAUUGGUUGGUGUUUGCAAAUGCAUGUCAGGAUUCUCCGACGUUUUUUAUAAAAACAUGAAAGAACGUUACCCGGAAAACUCGGAGACUUGCUCACGACAGCCGUUGUGGAGUCCUGCUGUAGAGACUGGGGGCCUUCGACCAGAAGUAUACUUCAAACCUCAGGAAGUAUGGGAGAUACGUGGCGCCGACAUCACAAUGAGUCCAGUCUCGGUCGCUGCCUUAGGUCUGGUCUCGCAGACAAGAGGACUCAGUCUCCGGUUCCCUCGUUUCAUCAAAAUCAGGGAAGACAAAGGUCUAGAACAAGCCAGCACUCCAGAAUUUCUGGCAAAUAUGUAUCGCAUUCAGCAAGCCACAGGCAAGGAUAGGACGGGUGCUGAUGAUGGUGAUCUUGUGGAUGUUGAUUUGGAGGACGCUGAGCGGAUGGACUCUGAGGCUUCUACUGGCUGA
This is a messenger RNA of Sparassis crispa, 2820 nucleotides long. Its product is annotated as DNA ligase 3. The transcript is spliced from 12 exons. Gene Ontology annotation, molecular function: ATP binding; DNA ligase (ATP) activity; DNA binding. Gene Ontology annotation, biological process: double-strand break repair via alternative nonhomologous end joining; mitochondrial DNA repair; DNA recombination. The record is from RefSeq and is a predicted model, not a curated record. The coding region runs from base 1 to 2820 and encodes 939 amino acids. Lineage: Eukaryota; Fungi; Basidiomycota; Agaricomycetes; Polyporales; Sparassidaceae. Gene Ontology annotation, cellular component: DNA ligase III-XRCC1 complex.